Molecule: messenger RNA, 573 nt
Organism: Oikopleura dioica
Lineage: Eukaryota; Metazoa; Chordata; Appendicularia; Copelata; Oikopleuridae
Source: the annotation of a GenBank genome assembly
AUGGGCAAAGUGGCGCCUGCCGAUUCUGGCGAAAAAGAAGAGGCCGAGAUUCCUACCCCUUCCGGUACAGGAUAUGGACAGGAUCUGCCUGGUUAUGCGAUGCCUCCUGGUUAUUCUGAACCUCCUCCAGCGUAUUCUCUAGCUCCCCAGGAGAAUCCGUAUCUUCAUUCGCAAGCAGCACCAUCGUCAAUCAUGCCACCUCCAGCUCCCCCAUCACCGUUGCCUCCACAACCUGCGCCAUCACCAACUCUGCAGCCCGUGAUCAUUAAUGUCCAGCAAAAUGCUCCGCAAAUGCAGUCUGCUCCAGCUCGAUCUCCUAUUCCCGAAAAACAGCCUGAACUUGGCCACGAUAGUGUUUUCUGCAAAUGUCCGAUUUGCGGUUACCAGGGAAUGUCUUCGAUCGAAAAAUCAAUUGGAGGAUACACUUUCCUUAUUUUCAUUAUCCUUCUUGUUUUUGUCUGGCCAAUCUCCUGGAUUGCGUUUUGCGCCCCAUCGCUCAAGGAUACAACCCAUUAUUGCGCCGCUUGCAAUCAACAACUCGGUUUCACGUACGCCAGUGGAGCAACGAAAUAG